Molecule: messenger RNA, 6893 nt
Organism: Mercenaria mercenaria
Lineage: Eukaryota; Metazoa; Mollusca; Bivalvia; Venerida; Veneridae
Product: retinol dehydrogenase 13-like
Exons: 7
Coding region: 54-1058 (334 amino acids)
Source: RefSeq, a predicted model, not a curated record
UUUAGACUUAUCCUAUCGAAGGGACACCACUCUAAGAAGAAAAAAAUACGACGAUGGUGAAAAUUUCAAACUUACCACAGUCUGCGUGUGAUUUUAUUAAAGGUCACAAAGUUGCAGUAGCAUGCACAGUAACUACAGCAUGUGGAUUACUGGCAUUAAAAAAGUAUAUGGCUGGUGGUGUAUGUAGGAGCAAGGCUCAUAUGAAUGGCAAAACUGUUCUUAUAACUGGAGCUAAUACUGGCAUCGGCAAGGAGACAGCUAAAGACCUGGCACGCAGAGGUGCCCGAGUUUUACUAGCAUGUCGUGAUAUAACAAAAGCUGAAAGGGCAGCUGAAGAUAUCCGAAAAACAACUGGAAACAAAAACGUAGUUGUGUAUAUUCUUGACCUUGCCUCACUAAAGUCUGUACGUCAGUGUGCAAAUGAAGUCAUAAGGAAGGAAACCAGAGUGGAUGUUCUUAUUAAUAAUGCAGGUGUAAUGUGGACACCAGAAUGGAAGACUGAUGAUGGUUUUGAGAUGCAGUUUGGAACAAAUCAUCUUGGACAUUUCUUAUUUACAAAUCUCUUACUGGAUCUACUUAAGAAAUCAACACCAAGCAGAAUUGUCAACGUGUCUUCCCGUGCUCAUGAAAGAGGAAAAAUUAAUUUUGAUGAUUUAAACAGUGAGAAGAACUAUUCUCGUAGUGAAGCAUACAAUCAGAGUAAACUUGCCAAUGUUCUCUUCACAAGGGAACUGAGUAAACGUUUACAAGGCACAGGUGUUACAGUCAAUUCCCUUCAUCCAGGGAUUAUAAAAACGGAACUUGGCCGCUACAUGGGAAUAACAUGGUGGCGUAAAAUUCUUCUCAUGCCUUUCUUUUUGUUAAUUAUAAAAAAUCCUAUACAAGGAGCACAGACUACCAUUCAUUGUGCUGUUUCUCAGGAACUUGAUGGAGUGUCGGGGAAAUAUUUCAGUGACUGUGCUAUCAAGGAAGAAGCCCCACAAGCUCAAGAUGAUGAAGCUGCUGCAAGAUUGUGGAAAGUCUCUGAAGAAAUGGUUGGGCUGACACAGAGAUCUUGAUCAGGAAAUCAUUAGAAGCUAUUAUAAACAGUAUUUUGAUGUUACAAGUAGAAGACUUCAAAGAUGUGCGGAAAGGCAGAUAUAAGAUAGAUGUCAAUUGAGAAUGUUGUUAUAUGGCAUGGAAACAGUGCCUUAGGGAUGUUUUUUUUCUUGUGCUGCCCAAAUGUUUUGGUAGGGCACUUAGCUUUGUCUUGGUCAGCUCGGAUGUUGUUCCUUAAGAUAAGAUAAGAUAAGAUAAGAUAAAUUUUAUUUUAAGUCUGUAAGACAGAGAAACAAUACAACAUAAGCGACAAGCGCUUUUUAACCGACUAUAUAUAACAAAGAUAAACAGAACAUAUAGUAAGCAAGCUGUAAAAUAAGAGAUAGGGUUAUACAAAAGUUACAUGUAGCAGUACAACAUGAAGUUAAACCUGUGAAAGACCUGCUGCUCUUGGCCAAAAGCCUAAGAACUACUUAAGAUAAACAUGAAAUAAAAAACUGAAAGGCAAAACUGGGGCAAAAAGCUGAAUAAAAAAUAUGCUAAACGAGAAUAUCACCUCAGAUCAGAAGCAGCAGCUCCUUCACAGUAGCACAUAAAACAUAGCAUGAAAAUAAGAUGUAAUAAUGACAAUAGCACAUAGAGAACAUAAAAUCCAUGCAAAUUGUUACAUAAAAAUAAUAGAAAGAAAAGUGUGCAACUAAAGCAACUAAACAAAGAAACUAGCUAAAGCAGCGAAACAUGGAGAACAAGGCAUAGAUCCUUGUCGUCUACACAGGGAAACAAGGUAUACAAAAGUAGCUAAAGCGUGCAAAGCAAGACAAGUAUUGACAACACAAUGCAAAAAGCACAGUAAAUAACUAAAACAGCUAAACAUGGAGAAAAAAGCAUAAAACUAUGUCAACUACACAAGGAAAGCAAAGUACACAUACUAAUUGUAGCAAACUAUGAGGGACAAGGCAUACAACAAAAACAGCUAAACAAAGCAAAAACUACCAAGCAGAUCAAAAUAAGAAUAUCUAAAAUAAAAAAGCAAAAGACCACAAUGAAAGUACAAGCAUAGAAUUAAACUGGUUGGGUGUAAUGAAAAGAGAUGUCGUCCGGUCCUGCAGAACAAGCUGCUAAGUAUGUUUGCACAUUGAACAUUUGCAGUCUUGACCAUUCCAGUGUAAAAUUAAGCUUUUAAAUUGAUUAAAGCUAGAUGUGUUCCUAAGAUAUAUCCUUCCCAAUUUGUGUCAAGUAUUUAACCUAAACUCACUAAACAUGACAGGAUUUUUAUCCAGCAUGUGAAGUUGUGCACCUGAGGAUUUAUUUGAUAUUUUACUCAGUAAGACUGGAGUAAUGUCCCUUGACUUGAGUAAAAAUGCAUUUAGGAACUAAUACAUAUAAUUUGUAAGUAUGUUGAUAAAAAUGAAAACCAAAAGGUCAUUUUAUAGUGACUGUAUUGUUUUGUAUAACCAACAUACAGAAAUUUACAUGAUGUUAUUUAGGUAUUUUCAUUAAAAUUCAUAAGAUGGUUCAUCACUUUUGAUUGUGUUGUAAAAAUCUGUCUAAGAUAUCAAAGUAAAACAAAUAUAAUGCUAUACUUUGUUCAGUUGGCGUUUUAAUGUGUUUAGUGUUGUACAUGUAGUAACAUUUAAAAAUUAUAUAACUUCUGAAUUAUUUAAAAAUUCAGGAUUUUUAGUGACAUAUGUUUAACUUUUAACAAAUCGUAUUUUUUAUACGCUUAUACGUUUGAAAAACGGGACGUAUUAUGGGAACGCCCCUGGCGGGCGGGCGGCGUCCACAGACUUUGUCCAGAGCAUAUCUUCUACAUGCAUGAAGGGAUUUUGAUGAAACUUGGCACAGUUGUUCACCAUCAUGAGACGGAGUGUCAUGAACAAAAACCAGGUCCCUAGGUCUAAGGUCAAGGUCACACUUAGAGGUCAAAGGUCAAAUUCAAGAAUGACUGUCCGGAGCAUAUCUUCUUCAUGCAUGGAGGGAUUUUGAUGAAAGUUGGCACAAUUGUUCAUCAUCAUGAGACGGAGUGUCAUGCGCAAGAACCAGGUCCCUAGGUCUAAGGUCAAGGUCACACUUAGAGGUCAAAGGAUACAAGAAUGAAAACUUUGUCCGGAGCAUAUCUUCUUCAUGCAUAGAGGGAUUUUGGUAUAACUUGGCACAAAUGUUCACCACCACGAGGCGAAGUGUCAUGCGCAAGAACCAGGUCCCUAGGUCAAAGGUCAAGGUCACACUUAGAGGUCAAAGGAUACAAGAAUGAAAGCCUUGUCCAGAGCAUUUCUUCUUCAUGCAUAGAGGGAUUUUGAUAUAACUUUGCACAAAUGUUCACCACCACGAGGCGGAGUGUCAUGCGCAAGAACCAGGUCCCUAGGUCAAAGGUCAAGGUCACACUUAGGCCAAAGGUCAGAUACAAGAAUGACUUUGUCCGAAGCAUUUCUUCUUCAUGCAUGGAGGGAUUUUGAUGUAACUUGGCACAAUUAUACACCAUCAUGAGACGAAGUGUCAUGCGCAGUUCCCUUCUUUAGAAUUACUUCCCCUUGUUGUUACUGUAAAUAGCUUAUAUUGUAACUUUUUCAUUACUAGUCGUAGAGAAAAAUCGAGACCACUUUUCUGUAGUACAACAUGCAUGCUACAUCCAAUUAUGAGGUUUAUUUUGACCAAUCUCUACCUGGUAAAGAUUUUUGUGUGGACUUACAAAUUUUUUUUGGAUUUUUUUUUUUUUUUUUUUUUUUUAAGAUUAUCUUCCCUUAGUUGUUACUAUAAAUAACUUAUAUUGUAACUUUUAAUUGACCGUAGGGAAAAAACAAGACCACUUUUCUGUGGUACAACAUAGAUGUUACUUUCAAAUUUUAGAUGUAUUUUAAGGUAUCUCUACCUGGUAAGGAGUUUUUUUGUGGACUUAGAAAAACAAAUGACUUACAAUGAUUACUAAACAACCACAAAAUUAAAAUUCCAUUUGCAAAUACAGGUGCUAGGGUAAAGAAAUUUGCUGUGACGGGCGUAUAUUGUGACAUUUUGGCACUCUUGUUUUAAUAAUCAGUUUAACACAACUUCCCGACCCAACGGAACUGUAUGUCACCAGUAUAUCUGUAUACAGCAGUAAUAUACCACAUGAUAUUAAAAUCAUAUCACAUAUAUAUGUAUCUGUAUAUUCAGAUCUUGUAAACAUGAACUUUUAAGGACCUUGCAUUAAGAAUUGUUAAAAUUUAUUGACCUGUAUGCAAACGUUGUGAAAAUGAACAUGUAUGGACCUUGCAGUAAGAAUUGUUAAAAUUUAUUGACCUGUAUGCAAAUGUUGUGAAAAUGAACAUGUAUGGACCUUGCAGUAAGAAUUGUUAAAAUGUAUUGACCUGUAUGCAAACGUUGUGAAAAUGAACAUGUAUGGACCUUGCAGCAAGAAUUGUUAAAAUUUAUUGACCUGUAUGCAAACAUUGUGAAAAUGAACAUGUAUGGACCUUGUAGCAAGAAUUGUUAAAAUUUACUGACCUGUAUGCAAAUAUUGUGAAAAUGAACAUGUAUGGACCUUGUAGCAAGAAUUGUUAAAAUUUACUGACCUGUAUGCAAACAUUGCGAAAAUGAACAUAUAUGGACCUUGUAGCAAGAAUUUUUAAAAUUUACUGACCUGUAUGCAAACAUUGUGAAAAUGAGCAUGUAUGGACCUUGUAGCAAGAAUUUUUAAAAUUUAUUGACCUGUAUGCAUACAUUGUGAAAAAGAACAUGUAUGGACCUUGUAGCAAGAAUUUUUAAAAUUUAUUGACCUGUAUGCAUACAUUGUGAAAAAGAACAUGUAUGGACCUUGUAGCAAGAAUUUUUAAAAUUUAUUGACCUGUAUGCAAACAUUGUGAAAACGAACAUGUAUGGACCUUGUAGCAAGAAUUUUUAAAAUUUAUUGACCUGUAUGCAAACAUUGUGAAAACGAACAUGUAUGGACCUUGUAGCAAGAAUUGUUAAAAUUUACUGACCUGUAUGCAAACAUUUUGAAAAUGAACAUGUAUGACCCUUGUAGCAAGCAUUGUUAAAAUUUAUUGACCUGUAUGCAAACAUUGUGAAAAUGAACAUGUAUGGACCUUGUAGCAAGAAUUGUUAAAAUUUACUGACCUGUAUGCAAACAUUGUAAACAUGAACUUGUUCAGACCUUGUGCAAGCAUUGUUAAAAUUUAUUGACCUGUAUGCAAACUUGGUGAACAUUAACAAUUACUGACCUUUCUUAUUGACUUAAGAAUCUCAGAUCUAGGAGGCCUCCAGCACUGGGAAUAUUUAUAUAUCUUUUAUUUUAUAGAAAUAUAUUUAAAGGUUGUUUUGUAUAUAUUAUUAUACCAAUUUUUCUUCUAUUUAAUAAUCCUUUGUUACUUUUUAAUAGAUGAUAUAUAUUUAUUUUAUAAAAUACUUGCUUAACACUGGCAGAUGUACUGUGCAAGACAUAUCAUUUUUGUCGAGCCCGCUUGCGGUGAGCUCGAUAUAGUCGUCACUUUUGGAGGGUCGGUGUAUGUGCUUGCAUGCGUCCGAUUUUGUCCGGAUCAUAACUUUGACAUGCAUGGACCAAUCUUGUUUAUAUUUGGCAUGAAUGUUUACCUCAAUGAGAAGGGGUCUCAUGCGCAAACCCCAUCCUAUCUCAAAAGUCAUGCAGAAUGCAGUAUUGAACAAAUUAAAAAAUUGCCUGGUGAUGUAUGAUAAGUGUUGGACUCCUUGCCCCAAUACCGGUUUGAGCAGAAUUGGUCUGCUGUUUUAAAAUCUCUUAUGGGUGCUACUCAGAAUUGCAAGAAGCUGUUAUCAAGCGUAGUUCAUGUGUAUAUUUUCCUCACAACUGUUGUAAAUUAAAUUACUUAAGUUUCAACAAAACUUUAGGGAAGUUGCGUUAUAAAUGUGUUAAAAGUAUACAAGACCAAAAUUCAUAUUUGAAACUAUAUACAGUAACUUCAUAUUAUCUAUGUAAACAUGAAAUUAACAUCAUUGUGUGUGUAAACAGUACUGUGUUCAGUUUCAAAUAAUCCACAUGUAAUAAAUGUAUAGCUAAGUACAGUAUAAAUAUGUACUUCCACUAAAACACUGGAAGUUUUUUGAACAAAUGACUGUUGCACAUAAAAAUUUAAUUGUGAUUUUAUUGCUACGAACACAGAUAAUUUAUAUUAUGUAGUCAAGUUAAAUUUGUUUGAUGAUGAUUUUCUACAUUUUAUGUUAGUAACGACAAAUAAACUAUUUUAAUGAAAUAUUAGAUCUGCAUUGGAUAUCUUUAAAACUGCUGAUGUCAUUUAUAGUAUGUAUAUAUCUACACAACUUGCAAUGAAUAUGCACUGUUACUAUGCACAUUAUAAAGGAAUGCAUUAUACGUGUAUGUUUACUUUUUACAAAUUCCGAUUUAUAAGAUAUGUUUACUUGACAGGGUACAUUUAAAUAGCGACUUCAGUCCUCAUUAUAAUUCAAAGUGUUCUGGAAGAAAUGAGCCGCACCAUAAGAAAACCAACAUAGUGGGUUUGCGACCAGCAUGGAUCCAGACCAGCCUGCGCAUCCGCGCAGUCUGGUCAGGCUCCAUGCUGUUCGUUUUUAAAGCCUAUUGGAAUUGGAGAAACUGUUAGCGAACAGCAUGGAUCCUGACCAGACUGCGCGGAUGCGCAGGCUGGUCUGGAUCCAUGCUGGUCGCAAAGCCACUAUGUUGGUUUUCUCAUGGCACGGCUCAAAUUUUCUUUGAUUAACUUGUAAUGAAAGUGAAAAAGAAUUCUUGUUUUUCUCAAAUAACAGUAUUUUAAACUUCCUUUUUUAAAAUCUUAGGGGCUUUUUUAGACUAUCAUUUAUGUUAUUGAAUUGCUUUGAUAUUUAAAUUAUACAUUUUGUGUUUUGUUUGAGAUUAAAAGUGUGAAAAAUCA